AUGCGUCCAAGUGAAAUACUGGCCUUGAUUGUCCAAAGAGUUGAGGAAAGGACAGAUGGGUUUGACAAGCCUUUGUGUGGUAAAACUGUUGGAGAGGUCUGUGAACCCAUUCCAGACGAUCAACCUUUACCUGAAGAUGAUCGCUUUUUAUACAGUUUCUUCAAGGAGCGUGUUCAUGACUACUGGGAUUCAGAACUUCCAUCUGAUGUUAUCACGUUAAAGGGGGCAAGCAACUACCAAGAAUGGCGUGUUAGCUGGGACGAGUACAUUGAAGCCUUGGUUGGUCGUAUUGAUAUUUUCAUUUUACACUACCAUGAUCAAUUCAAAGAUGAUUCCAUCGUUGAUUACAACACUUACAGGGGAGAAAAUUCCCACAAGUUGAAAGAUGCCUGUCAGUUGGCUGAUCGCUUCUUGAGUCAUGCGAUUAAGAAAAGCUUUGAUGUUGGGGCUUUCAGGGUAACCGGUAAUAUUGCAGGUCUUUGCUAUCACGAAAUCCUCAGCCAAAUCCAACUGAUUGAAAAGAAGGAACCCCACCAACUAAAAGCGGCCGAAGCUUACUCUUAUCUGAAACGAGUAAACAUCAUCGGAACCUACAAAUCGAAGCAGAAGCACUUCAUGACUUACGGACUGGAUUGGGUCAUCAGAGUCAUGUGUGACACUGUUGAUGUAACCGCAUAUGACCCUGACCGUGUAGCCAAAGUUUUCGAGAAAAUCGAGAAGGAGGUAACAAGAUACACCUACGAAAACAACACUCCUAAUAGCAGAUUUCGUUUCAGUCGGAAGCGGCAGCAGAUAAUGGAAGAUGAAGUGAGGCAGAUAUGUUUCGAAACUUUGAGUAACCCAGACAGACCCGGAUACCUUCCACAACGCAAAAGAGCUAGACAUGGUCACCAACAGUACCGCUCCAACAAGCAAAUGAGAGUUGGUGCUUGA
Candidozyma pseudohaemuli is the source of this 933-nucleotide messenger RNA. RefSeq lists its product as uncharacterized. NCBI's taxonomy places the organism in Eukaryota, Fungi, Ascomycota, Pichiomycetes, Serinales, Metschnikowiaceae. The transcript has a single exon. The record is from RefSeq and is a predicted model, not a curated record. Bases 1 to 933 code for a protein of 310 amino acids.